Molecule: messenger RNA, 3258 nt
Organism: Peronospora farinosa
Lineage: Eukaryota; Oomycota; Peronosporomycetes; Peronosporales; Peronosporaceae
Source: the annotation of a GenBank genome assembly
AUGAACGCGAAUGAGAAUGGCGUUUUAUUACUGGGUAAACUCAUGCGUCGAGAUCGUCGUUUAUUUACGUGGAAAUGGCGGGAUUUUGUACUGGAACGUACGCGACUGCAAUACUUUAGUGAAAAGGGUAAUCGAAAAGGUGACAUUCCCUUGUCAGCACAUACUCCCAUUACAAUUCGGAUGUGUAGUGAACCGAAACCAUUUGGUUUUCUACUUUUUAUCAAGGAUACAAAACUGACAUUGGCAGCUGCAACGGAAAGAGAAAGACAUCAGUGGAUUGAUGUUUUUUGUGACGUGUUUCAUGCAAGUGUAGAACAGACACAGGCUGAUAACAAAGCCGAACGAAGAGCAAGACCUACGUACUUGCCUAUCCCGGAUCUAGGCAUUGAUCAUGAUAGUAGCACUUCCAGUAACUUGAUGUUGUUACAGCAUACAAGUGCCAUGACGAGCACUGAAAGUGGUGAAUUUGGUGAUGAAGAUGGCUAUUCAACUCCUGUCAUGGAGCAUAAUGUGCUCGACAAGGAAAACAUGAAACGUGACUCAUUUGAAGAAGAUAUGAUUCCAAUCUUGGAAUCAAGAAUGACGUACGGACCGUUGAAGGAAAUGUACUCACGCAUUACGUUUCCGCCCAAUUUGGCUAAUGGAGACUUGUUAGUGGGUGUUGGACCGGUUGUACGUCGUGUCGGAUGGACGGACGAACGGAUUCUGGCUAUGGGCAUGUACAUUGACCCGGAAACGGCGACGAAGGAAUUGGAAAAGUUUAGUGGUCGUGUCGCUAAAAGUUUAUAUGGAGACCAGCAGUUUUACGAUCAUCUGCUCUUCAAUACGACGUUCCGACGUAGUUUUGUUGUUACUGCCCGAAAGCGCGUGUCCAAAUCGGUGCUUACGGCGCUGCUACGGGAUGGAUUGACUCCACGUAUGGGACCCAAUGCUACAGCAACUAGCACGUUCCUUGGUUUCAUUGAAAAGUCAUUGAAGAAAGCCGAGUCCAUGGUCAUGCAGAUACAUGAGGACGACCGUUUUGAGUAUCGACUGCGUGGCCAAUUGUACCCGCCAAUCGCAUCGCAUGCUCUUUGUAAGUGCAUUCAAGCUCUCUUUUUCGACAGCAACUCGAUUCAGCACGAUGCAAAACGUGGUCUGAUCGAAAGGCUUCCAUCGCUGUGGGGUGGUGAGGCUCUAGACGUACAAGACGAAAUUUUUGGCAGUCUUCGUGAACGACUCCAGAGUAUUGAUAGUGAAGAUGAAGAAGAUUCCGAGUCUGACGAUGACAAUGAUGAUGAGGACGACAGUGAGGUAGAAGAUCUUUUUGGAAGUCCUGAGCGUGGCGGAAAUAGUCAUCAAUCUCAGGAAAACGCAGGAAAGGAUGAGAACAAGGAGAAUACUGACGAGCCAGAAGAAGAGCACGCUGUAGCCAAGGCAGGCAAAAGCAGUCAAUCCAAGAGAAAUAGCAGUCUUGAUUCACACAGGAUUCAUUGGCAACCCUCGACCAAAGAUGAAUGGGCUGAAUACGACGAUAAUGAGCUUGAGAUACUGCGCCGCCAGAGUCGCAGUGUUAUGGUACAUUUUGGUCCCAUGGUGGAUCGGGACAGCAGCGUAAUGUUCAGCGGAGACUUGGUUGUUGAUGGCAGUGCAUUACUGGGGACUUGGUCACACAAAUUUUCGCUGUCACUAGAUGAAAAUGACGCACCCAACGAUUGUCGCGAAUACCAAUUCACGGUGGGACUCUAUGUGGAUCCGGGUGCAAUUAGCGAAAGCCUACUAAAGUUCAAGGGCCUCUCAAUCGGUAGUAUUGUCCAGGAUACGAACUACUUUCAGCAAUUUUCGAGGGGCAAGUUCCAAAAGCAUCUUGUCUUUAAAGUGGUCGCUACGAUGAAGCUUCGUAUCUUGCUCGAAUUUUUCGAUAUACGCUUCCGAUCCGUGGUGUCAUCGUUUGAAGAUUUUACAAAGCAUCUUGACAGUUUAGUGGAACUUUGGGACAACAAAUACCCGCAGGAGCAUCACCAACAGCUAGAGCUGAACCCGAAGGAUGAAGCUCGGUUCUCCAUUUCUGCUGAUGGAAAUAUGGCCUUGAGCGUGAAAAAGCGCGGGUCAUUUAAAGAUGAUAACAAGCAGAGCGGUGCCUCCCUAUCGUCUGUAAGCGAGGAUAGCAUGGAUGUUACUGCGUCAACAUCCACUUAUACUAGUUCGGUGAGCGUCAAUACUCUUUCUCAUCGCAAAAUUUCCGAGAUAGAGCUGACGCUUCCCCCUGCACCGUUCCAUUUAGCUUUGGAGAGUUUGGUAUUCGGCUUCCACGCCAUCGACCCAGCGGCUCGGGCUCAGCUAAUGGAACGCGUACCAAACCUCCUAGAUCUUGCACCAGAUGACCUUGUGCAUACCUAUCACGAUGAGAUCCAGGCGUUGCGUGAGAACUACAAACGCCAAAAGCCGGAAAACCGCGUGAAAGUAGGGUAUCUGUCUAUUUCGUUUGAGAAGCGCAAGCUGCAAAAGAAUACAGAGAAAGGUGGCGCCAAGGAGGUUACCAUGGUACCUUCACGGUGGUCUAAGCGCUGGUGCCGGCUAGAUGGAACAUUAUUCUCGUACUAUUCGCACAAACGGUCUCGUAAAUACCGGGAAAUGAUGGAGCUUACGCGCUGCGAGAUUGUGGAGAUCACGACAAACAGCGGCCCAGAUGUCGCGCGGUUCGCGUGGGACAAGGGUGAGACUGAUAGUAUUCGCAUCGCGAUUACCAAACCCAACGGUGAAAUCUUGGCAUUGCGUACAGAAACCAUUUACGAAGGCGAGGAGUGGCUAGAAUCCCUCACCGAUGCGAGCAAGGUGCGGCGUCAUCCUGGUGGUCCGGACAAUUGGGCCACUUGGGACGCAAAUUUGUCCCAGCUGCGACGUCAGAGCAGUGGCAUCCCCGACGUGCAACCCAACGGUGGUGAAAGGAGUGGCUCAUCAGUGUGUGCUUUAAACAAUGAGGGGCACUCCGGUGUGGAGGGCCAAGACUCAGUAGUGAACAGCGAGGUCCAUGAAGGCUCAACUAAUCUGACAUCGAACAUCACACACGAAAAGGACGAUAGCUGUCUGGAUGACGAAAAUGGCGACGAAUACGAGAGUGACGAAGAUCUAGUUGAGAAGGACGGCUCACUGCUUGCCUGGAUGCAGGAGGAUCCUCGUCACGCUGUCAUUUCGUUCCUGCUGAUUUUCAUCGUGUACCUCGCGUCAGUAAUGCAUCGCAACCCACCUAUUCUCGUGAACAGUAUUGAGCUGCCUUGA